AUGCCCGUCCCCGAUGGCGCUUCCUCAAUCAAUGUUGCGGUUCGAGUUCGACCCUUCACUAUUCGAGAAGCAGCGCAGAUCUCCAAAUCCGAUGACGGGCCACUCUUUCUCGGCGAUGGGUCACUAGCCGGUGCACCAACCCCGAAGCUCAACCAGAAAGGAAUUCGCUCCAUUGUCAAGGUGAUUGACGACCGAUGCCUGGUAUUCGAUCCUCCCGAGGACAACCCUGUCCAGAAGUUCUCCAGGAGCGUCGUUCCCAACGGCAAGCGAGUAAAGGACCAGACAUUUGCUUUCGAUCGCGUUUUCGACCAAAAUGCCUCUCAGGGAGAGGUAUACGAAUCCACAACUCGCUCCCUUCUCGACAAUGUCCUCGAUGGCUACAAUGCCACUGUCUUCGCCUAUGGUGCAACUGGUUGCGGAAAGACACACACAAUCACCGGCACGGCACAGCAACCCGGUAUCAUUUUCAUGACCAUGCAAGAACUAUUUGAGCGAAUCGACGAGCGGUCUAGCGAGAAGAGCACCGAAAUUUCACUCUCAUACCUCGAAAUCUACAACGAGACAAUCCGUGACUUGCUUGUUCCCAGCUCCAACAAGGCUGGUCUCAUGCUUCGCGAAGACGUGAACCAGGCAGUUUCGGUGGCUGGACUCUCUAGCCACCACCCUCAGAACGUACAAGAAGUCAUGGAUAUGAUUGUGCGCGGCAACGAAUGCCGUACGAUGUCCCCCACAGAAGCGAAUGCCACCUCCUCCCGAUCCCACGCGGUUCUCCAGGUCAACGUUGCUCAAAAGGAUAGAAAUGCGGAUGUGAAUGAGCCCACCACCAUGGCUACUCUCAGUAUCAUUGAUCUUGCGGGUAGUGAACGUGCAAGUGCGACUCAAAACAGAGGCGCGCGGUUAUUCGAAGGUGCCAACAUCAACAAAUCUCUCCUUGCCCUGGGAAGCUGUAUCAACGCCCUUUGUGAUCCCCGAAAACGCAACCACAUCCCUUAUCGCAAUUCCAAACUCACUCGACUUCUCAAGUUUGCUCUUGGCGGGAACUGCAAGACUGUGAUGAUUGUUUGCGUGAGUCCAUCAAGCCAGCACUUUGAUGAGACACAGAACACGCUGCGAUAUGCAAACCGAGCCAAGAACAUCCAGACCAAGGUGACUCGGAAUGUUUUCAAUGUCAACCGACACGUCAAGGACUUCUUGGUCAAAAUUGACGAACAAAUGAAGAUGAUCAAUGAGCUGAAGGCACAGCAGAAGGAUGCAGAGCAGCUCGCCUUCGCCAAGUUCAAGAAACAGACUGAGAAGAAGGAUGCUGUUGUGCGAGAAGCUGUCGCUCGUAUUCGAAAUGCUUAUGAGCACACUCUUCCGGAACGGCAAGAGAAGACUAGCAAUAUGCUCAAGUUGAGACAAAUCAGCCGCCGUAUAGGGAUCUUGUCGUCUUGGAUCGCCGCUUUCGAUAAUGUGUGCGCUUCUCGCGAUGUUGGGGAGGAUCUAGCCAACCUAUGGAAGAUCAGAAAGACCGCGCAAGGCAUCUUGCUCGAGCUUGAAGACAGUCGACACCAUUAUCAUCAGCGAUUGUCGAAAAGCACAUGGGACAGAGCCAUGAAUUCAGCAGUUGAAAACGCAACCAAACAAUUACAGGAGUUCGACAUUAGUGACAACAGCGACUUUGCCAACCUGGACCGUGAGGCUGAGGUGUUACGAUCAAACGCAGAGCGCGAGGCCUUAUCCGCGGUUGUGGAACAGGACAAGGCUGGUGAAGCAGUUGCUGUGCAGGUUCUCUUGCAAGCCCAGUUUGAGUUGAUGGCAUCCAUCGAGGAUAUCAUGGACCUCAACGCAUCUGAAGCCAUCAGGAAGGGUCGCGCUAUACUCACUAAGAUGCUGGAUAGCUGCGAGACAACAGUAUCCAGCCUUGUCAAACCAGAUGGCAGUCUGCCUGCACUCCAGAUACCACCCAGUCCUGUCAAACCGCCAAGCUCCCCGAAGCCCAAGAAGAGAUUCAGCAUGACCAGCAUGCCGCCCCCCCAGAACAUCUCUCGCCCCGGCUAUACAACUUGCCCCAGCAGCACCACCCUCUCCUACGUCAGCUUCUCGCCAAAGAAAACACAGACGAAGACUACCAAGAGAUCAGUUCGUUGGAAGGAUGAUGAAGAAGAUGGUGCCCUAACGGAAUGGCAGAAAACCCCUCAGAAGGCUGGCGAUUCUGCAGAUGAAGUGACUGGUUUGGGCGAGCCGACACUACCGCGUGGGGCAUCACCAAUACCAAGAAACAUCCCACGGGUAUCUACUUCCUCGGGCUCGAUUUCUCCACCCCCUGCACCCUCCGAGCAGUCCCUGAAUAUCCCGAAGAAUAACGGCCGCUUCAAGGCAGGGUUCUUGUCAAAGCAAGCAGGCAGCUCUCCUUUGGCACCGCCGCCCACGACAAGUCUACCUCUGUCUUCAGACAACGAGAACUCUCCACUUCGAGACAUUGAAGGGAGCAGCUUCCUAAACCGAGCCUCCGUGGAUCGACCAUCACGAAUUGCCGUCCGCAGCCCGAGUGCAACUUUUUCAAGCAGCCCGGCAUCCGAGAACAAGGACUGGAAAUCUGAUAAGGACGAUGCUCUCCAGAUCAACUCGGCCAUGCAUCGUAUCUCCACUUCACACUUUGGUCCUUCAUCCUCCAAUUCUCUACGAGUCCAUCGCCGCCGCAGCCCCACCUCCAAUACAUAUGGCAGUUCCCCUAGUGAUGGCAACAUGUUCACCGCAUCGCAAGCACGCCGCAUGGUCAAGAGCGAGAAGGAACUCGAAGGCAAGCACCGCGUACUGAGCCCUCACACUUUGCCUGUGAUGAAGAACACCGGUCGGCGUACCACCUUGGGAGGUGAAAUUCGACCUCGACACGCAAGCAUCUCAGGCCGAGACGCUCUUCGUCUCAGCGCAAUUGCUGCACCACCAAUUGACCGAAACCAGGACUUCUCCUCUGGCGGCCUGCGGUAG
This is a messenger RNA of Penicillium manginii, 2970 nucleotides long. Its product is annotated as kinesin family protein. Gene Ontology annotation, molecular function: microtubule binding; ATP binding; microtubule motor activity. The coding region runs from base 1 to 2970 and encodes 989 amino acids. The transcript is spliced from 3 exons. Lineage: Eukaryota; Fungi; Ascomycota; Eurotiomycetes; Eurotiales; Aspergillaceae. Gene Ontology annotation, biological process: microtubule-based movement. The record is from RefSeq and is a predicted model, not a curated record.